Molecule: messenger RNA, 102 nt
Organism: Colletotrichum lupini
Lineage: Eukaryota; Fungi; Ascomycota; Sordariomycetes; Glomerellales; Glomerellaceae
Exons: 1
Coding region: 1-102 (33 amino acids)
Source: RefSeq, a predicted model, not a curated record
AUGACAACUCUUCAAUAUUGUCGGAUUGGAAGUCCAAUUCGACCGCGGCAUACAGCCGACUGCGCAGGGGCCAAUUGGGGGCCCUAUUUACGAUUAUCGUAG